GUGAUUAGCAGAGCUGCUUAGCACCACGCUUUAACGUCGCUUUUCUUGUGGUUUGGUGAUUUGUUGUCAGUAGUAAGUCAUAUAUUUUACUGCGACAUGAGUGUCUACUCUAUUGCACGCCGUCAUGGUGUGCCACAUAACAGACUUUAGCGACCACACAAGUGAACGGCGAUGGAUUUCCCCUCGAAAAACAUGUACGACACAUUUAAAGAUGAAAUCUGGAAAGAACUGGGACCACUGGACCCGGACUGGUUUGAAACUCUGACAGCUCAAACAUUCGGUAAUGAUGAAAAUGUCUCAGACCAAGAUGAUCUUUGUGCACACCAAGAAGCAAUCUUUAAAACACCUUUUGACAAAAGUGCCUUGGACAGUCAGCUGUUUUCAACGCCCAAAGUUUUUAGACAGAGACGAAUUGUGUCCCCUGAAGCAGAGAAUGAGCAGUCAUUCACUGCUGAACAAGAAACACAAAAGCUGUCAUGGGCAGCAACACAAAGUCCGUGUUUGUUUCAGACGUCCAAAGAGGGGAUCCCAGGUACACAGCAUGGCAGUGUCCAGCCUCAUACUUUGAACAGUUUCGGUUUGCUCCAAACACCACAAAAAUCUCCUACGAGCUAUGCAAAGCAGAUAUCUGAGAGUCUUGGUGCACAGAUAUAUCCUGAUAUAUCAUGGACCAGUUCUCUGAAUACCCCACCAGGAGCACCAUCCACCCUUAUUUUAACUAAAGCAGAUGAGAGUCCCUGCCCAGAGAGUAUCUCAGCAGACAAAAAUGUUGUUCUUGUGCGGAAGCUUUUCCCUUCACUUUCAAAUGCAUCUGGAGUUGGAGUGAUGUCACCAGAAAACACUGACAAGCCAGCUGUUCAAAGUUUUUGUUCACCUAAGACUGCUCAGAAUCCAGAGUCACCCAAGAGUCAACUGAAUGAGAUUGAUGGUGUUUGGAGGCAGAACGUUCGAGAUGCUACUGAGGAUGGAGAAACUUGCAGCGCAAUUGCAGAUGUUCCUGAUGGCGUGGAACAUGUUCCCUCUAUGUUUUUAACCAACAGUAGCUCAUCACUGAGAAAAGUCAAAAGUGACAGAACCAAAAGAAAACAAAUCACUCCAACAGAAGAGCCUGCUGAUAUCUCAGCAACAAACAAUUCUGCAUCCAGAGAACAAGGAACGGCUAACCAGGAACCUGGGGAACCUCUCUCCUCACCACCAAUAAAAGCUGGAGAUAAUGGCAUCACACAGUGGUCUCCACUGAGUCUGUCUGAAAUCCCGUCUUGCACUGCUACUUGCCAUGAUAAUAGCACUGCUACACGAGUCAAAAACAGUGUUUUAACAGAGCAGAAAGACUCUGAUUCUGGUGCACAGGUGAGGGCAUCCUUGAAUGUUACAGACUCUGGCUUUACCAAGAAAAAGAGAAGAUUUAUUUACACUGUUAAGACUCCAAAACAACCAGAGAUGAAAGAACAACAUCAAGAAAAGGAAACACAGUCUCAGGUGGUGGUCUCAUCACACAAGAUUCCUGAUUCAGGUCAAGAUGUGAGUGUAAAGGAGUUGGGAAAAGCCCCAGAUGAAGCAAACUGCAGCAGCACAGAGAUGAAUUUGUUGCCAAAACAAGAAAAUCUUCCUAAAGAAAAUCUACCUCCUCCUGUUCAAGCUGAAGUCCAUGACCUUGACAUGUCGCAGCUUUGCAGGGAUUUUGCACAAGACUUCAGUGACAUGUCUGACCCUGGUCAACUGAAUAAAGAAGAAGAGGAUCUCCCUCGAGAAGUCUUUUCUCCAUCAGCUUGUCUGUCAGCGAUGAAACAAGCUGAACAGAGAGCAAGGCAAACAAACAUUCACCAUGACUGUGAUGGCUUUACGAACAGAGGACAUAUUUCUGCUACGGUUCAACCUAACCCCAUCAAUGAGGUCACAGUCAGUGACAGUGGGUUUCAGUCUGCUGUAACAGAUAUCAGCCACAUGACAGCUUCAUCAUUUGUUGUUCCCAGCUCAGAGAAUAAUGGUCAGACUCAACAGUGGUCUUGCUUUAAAACUGAUCGAUCUACUACUUCUCUAUCUACAGAGAAAGGAGAUAGAAAAGUGCAUUUGGAUAAUAUUUUACGAGAAGCUGGAGCUUAUGCCAGUCUAUCAAGGCAAAGAGAUGAGACUGUGUGUCCUGGUAGAGAGGAUGAGCUGCACAUAGAGAGCACAUCAAUGUUAUUACCCAGCAGGGCAAAAAGAACUGUCAAUAAUAUUGAUUGCAUGCCACUUAAUCGUCAAAUUCGUGGCUGUCUGCCAGAGAAAACCUUGCUUCCCCCUCCGUCCAUUUAUGCAUCAGGAUUCAAAACCGCUUCAAACAAGGGAAUACAGAUUUCGUCUGCCAACCUGCAAAGAGCUAAGUGUCUGUUUGAAGAAACUGAAGGGACCUUUAGUGAUCAGAUGACAAACUGUGCACAUGAGACUAAAAAUGAAACUCGACUGAGUCAUGGAUCAGUAAAAAAAUCAGCUUCCUAUUCAAAUCAGCCACCAUCUUCAGAUGAGAAAUUAGCUGAUAGAAGUAACCAGUUAACAGCUUCGCAGAGAGCUGAUGUGUCAGAGCUGUGCACUCUCCUGGAAGAAGCAGACAGUCAGUUUGACCUGACACCACUGAAAACUGCAAAGAUAAAACAAGACUGUGAGGAUAAUACCACCUCUCCUCACAAAGUUGACAAGGACCUUGAGCCUGAUUUCCUUGCAGGUAUAGACUUUGAUGAUAGCUUUAGUUUGGAUCCUGUAAAGCACCAGGCAGCCAGUGCGAUGCAUGACAAAAUAGCACCUGUUUCAGAAGGUGAAAGAGGUUGUGAAACCUCCAACAUCACAGGAAAAUCAACUAGUUUGUCAUUGUCAUUGCAAAUCAUGGAAGAAAAGUCCCCUGGCGCAGACGGUAGUAGCGUUACAUCAGCUAAACUCACAAAUCUGGACACUGAAACAAACAAACUGAAGGACAACAAUACUUUGAUGCUCGGUGUGGGAUUUAAGACUGCAGGAGGAAAUGUUUUGAGGGUUUCAAAAAAAUAUCUGAGCAAAGCUAGAGCUUUGUUUGCAGAUUUAGAGGAAAGUCAGAAUCCACCUGCCAAGCUAAACAGUGACACUGAUGCUAAAGUGAAGCUUAAGCAGAGUGGGGAUAAUCUCACUGGAAACGUUUUGAAUCAUGAGAAGGAGAAAGAUAAUGCAAGGUUUACGUCUUAUGGAAAUGAUCCUUGUGGCAGGAUUCAGGAAUGUAUUUCCAACAAGAAGGAGACUUUGUGUUCAGGGGAAAAGAUCGAUGACAUCAGAGAUAAAGAUGCAACAAGAAGUUUUACGAACAACAACAUGGACACAAACUCAUUUCUCGGUGGGUUCCAAAUGGCCAGUGCUAAAAGAGUUUCUGUUUCAGCAAAAGCAAUGCAAGAGGCAGAUGCUCUCUUCAAAGACUGUGACACUAUUGAUUGCAACGCUGGCAUGUCUGCAAAGCCAAGAAAGAAUAUUGAUCCCUCGUCUGGAGGUGUCAAAAGUUUAGGUCAUAAGGAUUCACCAGCUUUAACAAAUACAGCUGCCCUCCUGUCUGCACAAACGCUUUCAUCUCUCUCGCCAAAGAAUAUCGGCUCCUCUGAUGUUGAUGAAUUGAGCGCUUUUGGCGGAUUCUGUACAGCAAGAGGGGAGAAAGUGAUUGUGUCAGCUGAGGGGAUGAAGAAAGCAGAGCGUCUUUUGACUGAAGAUCAUACACCAAGCAAACAAGUGAAAGAAAAGGACAAUUCAAGGACUGUGAAUCAAACUCAGGUUACAAUGCCAAGUAAUGGUGGAUUUCAUACCGCCAGUGGUAAAGGUGUCGCCGUAUCAUCUGCUGCUCUCAAGAAAGCAAAGACGUUGUUUAAUGACUGUGAUGAAAUUGAAAAUAAUGGUGCUAAACCAACUCAUUCUAAGGUACAAGUUCCUCAGACAGCACCCAGGAGAGGUGGAUUUCUUGCAGCCAGUGGUAAACAAGUGGCAUUUUCAGCUGAGGCCCUCCAGAAGGCAAAAGCCCUCUUCAGCGACAUCAGUGAGAGGAAUCCAUCUGUUUCAGACACAAGAAACCAAAACAAAGAAGACAAGAUUGAAGAUGCUGAGAAAGUACAUUGUGGGUUUUCAACUGCAGGGGGAGCAAGAGUUCAUGUGUCAAAGAAAAAUCUGCAGAGAGCUAAAAAUCUUCUAAAAGAUUUUGAAGAUGAUCCUAUUUCAGCAAAAGAGAUGCAAGAAGUAGAUGAAUUUUUCAAUGACUGUGAAGUGACAGACAAUAACAAUGCCAGUUCAAAGGAAUACAAAAGUAUAACACCUUUGAGUGAAAGUGACAAAAAGAAGACAAAUCUUACAGAGAAUAAUGGUAGAAUGGCUGCUAACAUUUCUGAAAAGUCUGGAAAUGGAUGGGCUCGACCUGUUAAUGUGAAACAAGCUACAGACCUUGAAAAGAAGGGUCCUCUGGAUAGUGUAGAGCUUAACAAAGGAUGUCACAAAAACGCACUGGAUUCUGCAAAUGGACCUUCUUUACAUGGAAACCCAGCUUUAAUGACAAAGCCUCUUUCAUCCCCAUUAUGCACAACAUCAAAGAACUCUGGUUUCUCUGCCAUUAAUGAACUGAGCACUGCUGAUGGGUUCUGCACAGCAAGUGGGAAAAAAGUAUUUGUGUCUGAUGAUGCACUGACAAAAGCAAAGUCUCUUUUACAUGAAAGUGCAACAUGUGAGGAAACGAACCAGUUAGAUCAAAAAGAAGACAUUGUGCCACCUCAGAAUGGGGGCUUUCAGACGGCCAGUGGCAGAGGGGUUGUCAUCUCAUCUGCAGCUCUUAAGAAAGCGAAAUCUCUGCUCAAUGAUCGUGAUGAAGUUGAGGAUAAAAGUGAGAAACCAACACAUUUCAAAAUGCCGUAUCCUGGUCAACCACCCAGGAGUGGGCGGUUUCUAUCAGCUGGUGGUAAGCGUGUGGCAUUUUCAUCCCAAGCCCUUAAAAAGGCAAAGGCUCUCUUCAGUGACAUGGAGUUUACUGCAGAGAAAUCAGCAGGUUCAGACUCACAGACCAGUGACAAGAAAGGAUCUGAAAGUGUAGAGAAAAUUCAUUUUGGUUUCACAACUGCAGGGGGAGCAAAAGUCCAUGUUUUAGAGAAGAAUUUGUUGAAAGCAAAGAACCUUUUUGAAGAGAUUGCAGAUGAGGACCUUCAUUAUUCCAAGUCAACAGGCCAAAAUGACUGCCAUAAAUCAGAGCUACCAAAAGUGGAAGAUUUGAAAAGAGCUUCUUGUCUCACUACAGCCAGGUACAGGGAAACACCUACCGAGGUGGGUGGCCAUCAAGUUGACAAGACUUCAACAUUGCAAAAGACUGAGCAUAAAAAUAAAACCCUUCAUCAUUCAAGUUUAACCUCAAGCAAAUGUGCUACCAAUGCGUCUGAGUCUAAGAAAGAAGAUAUGUCACCAUCCAGUGUGUGCAACCUCCAUGAUAGCCUGAGUGAGGAAAUGUUUAGUAUGCUGGACCAGGAAAUGAAUGCAAUAAAAAGCAAUGAGGGGUCAAAGACUGAAAGGACAGAUGAGCAGUCACUUCUUGUCUUAGAGUCAUUUAACCUCAGCGGAUGCACUGAAACCCAGCAGAAGCUUCUCGCACAAGAAGCUCUGGACUGCACUAAGGCUUUGUUAGAGGAUGAAAGUCUGGCUGGCCAAAGUCUAUCAGGGACUGAAGAAAAUGUGGAACCUGAAGACAAUCAAAAACCAAGCAGCAGAUCUGCAGAGGAACACAAAGGAAAAGGAAAAAGGCCCAUAGAGGACUCGGAUAUUACAGGUCAACCUCCUCUGAAGAGACGAUUACUGGAAGAGUUCAACGGGGCUGUUGAUGGUUCAAAAGUUUCAUCACUUAACCCAGAAAUUAGCAGCCCAGCUGGUUUAAUGAAAGACAGGAGAGCUUUCAAGUACAGGGACUGUCUUCAACCAAAUAUCACAACACCACUCAGAAAUGAAAAGCAGUACAUGGAAAGCAGAUUACAAAAGAAGGCAUCAACACAACACUCAGCCCCGGAAGGCGGCAGGUCCACAUUUGUUCCUCCAUUCCUCAAGAAUGUAAAAACAGAGAGCCGCAAGAAUGCAGCACUCAAGGACGACAUAAGAACUCCACCCGCAUUUGUUCCUCCAUUCAAAAAACAAAGAACUAUUGUACAAGAAAGCUCCUCUAAACCACAAAAGGAGGGGGAUAAACACUGCAGUGUCUCUGUAAUGCCUGCUAACAGCAGCGCUUACAUACCGCCCACUAAGAAAACACAAAGCAGUGCAGAAAGGACUGCUAAUGAAAGCAAAGAAAACAAUCAGAUGCUGGCCUUGGAGGAAAGUACAAAUGAUAACCAGAUAAAUAAUCAAAAGCUUCUUGUUGGCUGUGCAUCAGAAAACUCUGCUGCAGAGACAUCACAUGCAGAGGCCAUGUCUGGAAGCCAAGAAAUGUUGCAGAAUCUUCACAACAUAGAGCUUGCACAAGAUAUGCAAGACAUGAGGAUCAGGAAGAAGAAGCGUCAGACUAUUCGACCUUUGCCCGGCAGUUUGUUCUUAACCAAAACCUCAGGAGUUCCAAGGAUAAAAUUAAGAGCGGAAAUGAAAGGAAAACCUCCAGGAAGAUACACUAAAAAGCAGCUGUAUGAAUCUGGAGUUCAUCAGCAUGUGUGUGAAAUCACCGGUGAGACUGCAGAAUCAUUUUGCUUCAGGUUGCAGCACUUUAUCAAGCAGGAAGCAUUUAUAGAUGGAGGUGGUAUACAGCUCGCUGAUGGAGGAUGGCUUAUCCCCAGCAAUGAUGGGACUGCAGGGAAACAGGAGUUUUACAGAGCAUUGCUUGAUUCCCCUGGUGUGGAUCCUAAGCUGAUCAGUGAGGAGUGGGUCUAUAACCACUACAGAUGGAUUGUGUGGAAGCAGGCGUCCAUGGAGAGAUCAUUUCCUGAAACAAUGGGGGGCCUCUGUCUCACCCCAGAACAGGUUCUCCUUCAACUUAAGUACAGGUAUGAUGUCGAGGUGGAUCACAGCUGCAGGCCAGCUCUGAGAAAAAUCAUGGAAAAAGAUGACACAUCAGCCAAAACUCUCGUCCUCUGUGUAUGCGGAGUUGUCUCCGGGGGUCACUCAAGAAGACAAAAUUUCAGUGACGCUAAAAUGCCACAAGGUGGCGACACCAAGCUUCAGACUCCAUGUGCAGUUGUUUGGCUGACAGAUGGAUGGUAUUCCAUUAAAGCACAGCUGGAUGAGCCUUUGACUGCCAUGUUUCACAAAGGUCGGCUGGCUGUGGGGGGGAAGUUGAUCAUCCAUGGGGCUCAGCUGGUGGGAUCACAGGAUGCCUGCUCCCCUCUGGAAGCUCCUGAAUCUCUCAUGUUGAAGGUUUGUGCCAAUAGCAGCCGACCUGCACGCUGGGAUACAAAGCUCGGGUUUCACAGGGAUCCACGUCCGUUCCUUCUUCCUGUUUCCUCUUUGUACUGCAAUGGAGGACCAGUAGGAUGUGUGGACAUCAUCAUACUAAGGAGCUACCCCAUACAGUGGAUGGAGAGGAAACCAGAUGGAGGCGUUGUGUUUCGUUCUGAUCGAGCUGAAGAGAAGGAGGCGAGACGAUUCAACAGCAACAAGCAAAAAGCCAUGGAGAUCCUAUUUGCCAAGAUUCAGGCUGAUUUUGAAAAUGAGGAGAAAGGUAAGAGCAAACCUCGACGUAGACGACGGACGAUCAGUCGCCAGGGUAUCGCAAGUCUUCAAGACGGAGAGGAGCUCUAUGAGGCAGUAGAGGAAGACCCAGCUUACCUUGAGGCUCAUUUGAGUGACCAGCAGUUGGAGACUUUACAUGCAUACAAGCGUUCUCUGAUGGAGAGGAAGCAGGCUGAGCUGCAGGAUCGGUACAGACGAGCUUUGGAAAAUGCAGAGAACAGUGAAGGCAGCUGUCCAAAGAGAGACGUUACUCCUGUAUGGAGGCUCUGCUUUGCUGACUCUGUUGGGCAAACUGGCAGCAUUUAUCAGUUAAAUCUUUGGCGACCUACCUCUGAUCAUCAGUCUUUACUAAAGGAAGGAUGUCGAUACAAAGUCUACAACCUCACUCCCUCAGAAGGAAAGAAACUUGGUGGUAAUACAGGUGUUCAGCUGACCGGCACAAAGAAGACUCAGUUUCAGGAUCUACAGUCUUCCCCAGAUUGGUUGUCAGCACGUUUUCAACCAAGAGUCUCCACCCACUUUGUGGAUCUUCAAAACCCAGAAUACCAUCCGCUGUGUGGAGAGGUCGACCUGACAGGAUUUGUCAUCAGUGUCAUCGAUGGGCAGGGCUCCUCUCCUGCAUUUUAUUUGGCUGAUGGGAAACUGGACAUUGUUAAAGUUCGAUGUUUCAGCAGUUUUGCUCAGUCCGGUUUGGAGGAUUUGGUGAAACCCCGCAUUCUGUUGGCUUUGAGCAAUCUGCAGCUGAGAGGACAGUCCACACAUCCUAUGCCUGUGGUGUACGCUGGAGAUCUGACCGCCUUCUCAACAAACCCCAAAGAGGUUCAUCUAAAGGAGUCCAUCAGCCAAAUCAGACAUCUGGUGCAGGGCCAGGAGAACUUCUUUGUUACUGCUGAGGAAAAACUGUCACAGUUACUCAGAUCUGAUGGGCCACACUCCAUCUCCUCUCCAGCCCUGCAUACACGAACCCCGGCCUCUACUGCAGACAGAAGACAAGGCACAAAGACAAAUGUGGCUGUGCAGCAUCAAGUCAGAAGUCUUGGGUCCUUCACACCCGUCGGCAGGAACCCUCCUUCAUCAAACUGUUCGACAGAGAAGGACCCCACCAGUCUGAAGAGGAAGAGAGCUCUGGACUACCUGUCUCGUAUCCCAUCUCCUCCUCCUCUUUCCCUUCUGGGCUCAGUGUCCUCCCCGUGUGUAAAUAAAACAUUUAAUCCCCCUCGGAGGUCUGGAACACCAAGCACUUUAAAAACUGUGCAGACUCCAGCUCGCAAACCAGUCCGCCCACCAGUGGAGGAGGAGUGGGUGAAUGACGAGGAACUGGCUAUGAUUGACACUCAGGCGCUGCUUGCUGGUGACUAGGCACAUUUUAUUGUACAAAGACGAGCACAAAACAUCAUUAUAAAUAAUUGUACAAAUGAAUGUAAGUGUGGCUGCUGUGGCACAUACUGUGUUGUUUUUAGUCCUA
Molecule: messenger RNA, 9127 nt
Organism: Cheilinus undulatus (humphead wrasse)
Lineage: Eukaryota; Metazoa; Chordata; Actinopteri; Labriformes; Labridae
Gene: brca2
Product: BRCA2 DNA repair associated
Exons: 27
Coding region: 172-9021 (2949 amino acids)
Biological process (GO): regulation of DNA-templated transcription; double-strand break repair via homologous recombination
Cellular component (GO): nucleus
Source: RefSeq, a predicted model, not a curated record